This is a messenger RNA of Lobosporangium transversale, 1107 nucleotides long. RefSeq names its product mitochondrial carrier domain-containing protein. The coding region runs from base 1 to 1107 and encodes 368 amino acids. Gene Ontology annotation, cellular component: mitochondrial inner membrane. The record is from RefSeq and is a predicted model, not a curated record. NCBI's taxonomy places the organism in Eukaryota, Fungi, Mortierellomycota, Mortierellomycetes, Mortierellales, Mortierellaceae. The transcript has 7 exons. Gene Ontology annotation, biological process: transmembrane transport.
AUGGAAGACAGUACGGGUGAAGAGAGCCAGCCAUCACCUGCGACAACAGUGACUGUGCGAUGGACCAUGAAGGGUACGACUCGACCGUCUGUACAAUCAACACAUGGUGCUCGGAACACAAGAUCAUGGGAUUAUGUAGCUAGAACCAUGGUGGCCGGAGGAGUAGCAGGGAUUACGGCUAAAACCGCCAUUGCCCCAUUGGACAGAGUCAAGAUUCUUUUCCAAGCUAGUAAUCCACACUAUGAGAAAUAUGCAGGAACGUUAACAGGGGUAUUUAGAGCAACACGAGAUAUUCAAAGGACUGUUGGACUACGAGGAUUAUUCCAAGGGAACUCUGCUACGGUGUUAAGGAUCUUUCCAUAUGCUGCUAUCAAGUUUAUGGCUUAUGAGCAGUAUCGCAGUCUGCUAAUGCCUACAAGGAUAGAUGAGACGCCUUUCAAGAAGUUGAUUGCAGGAUCCAUGGCAGGCAAAGAGCGCCAAUGCGUGACAUCUGUAUUCUUCACAUAUCCACUGGAUUUGUUCAGAGUACGGCUUGCUUUCAAUACGGAAGCCACAUCGUACCUGACACUAGCCAAUAAGAUAUACAAUGAGCCAACAGCAACACCAACAAGCUUCAGGAUGUCCAAUUUUUAUCGUGGAUUCCUUUGUUCAGUAGUAGGCAUGAUCCCGUAUGCAGGUGUAUCUUUCUUCACUCAUGAUAUCAUGCAGGAUUAUUGUCGGAAAAACCUUCCUUGGACGUUAAAAGCCAUUCAUAGCCCGAUAUCAGGUCAGCCUAGUGGUAGUCGCGAUAUUAUUGAAGCAAACUCUCGUCCAGAGCUGCUGACCACAGCAGAACUGGCUUGUGGAGGGAUUGCAGGCGCAGUUUCGAUGACAGCAGCGUAUCCGUUUGAAGUCAUCCGCCGUAGAAUGCAAGUUGCAGGCGCAAUGGAGAUAAAUAAGAGCACUUUAGUGGAUGGUAUAUGGGACACAGCCAAGAGGAUCUACUUUACAAAAGGGCCACGAGGGUUCUUUGUGGGGUUGAGCAUCGGAUACCUCAAGGUUACACCGAUGGUAGCCUUGUCAUUUGCAGCGUACGAGAAAAUGAAGAUUCUCCUGAAAAUAAAUUAA